AUGGGUGUCACCGGUGCGGUAUCCCGAAUCUUCUAUUAUGGUUUGAACAAUAUGGAGGUCAUUGGGCUAGAACGAUUUAUGGCAACUUUGGAUAAACGGGAAAACCCCGAAGAUAGAGAAAGAGGCUUAAUCACUGUCUCAAAUCAUGUCAGCGUUAUGGAUGACCCUUUGAUCUGGGGUGUACUACCUUUCAAAUACGGCUUCAACGCCUCUAAUCACAGAUGGAGUCUUGGUAGCUAUGAUAUCUGCUUCCAGAACAAGCUACUUUCCUCGUUCUUUACAUUAGGUCAAGUUCUACCCACUCAUCGAAGCGCAUACUCAGAAAACGGUGGGCUUUUCCAGCCUACGAUCGCACAAGCUAUACGGAUGUUAUCUGCGCAGCCUUUCUCCACACGUUAUGAACCACCAGUACAAAAGACCAAGAAGAAAAUCUCUAUGCGGCCAAAAGACCCUGAUAUCAUCGACCCCUUCUCUUCCGGCGACCUCACGUAUUCUACAAAUGGCACAGAUGUCUUUCCUGCUCCAUCUGCAUACACCUCACGAAGGCAUAGUUGGAUACAUAUAUUUCCUGAAGGACGAGUGCACCAACAUCCAAACAAGACGUUGCGCUAUUUCAAAUGGGGAGUCUCUCGUCUAAUCCUUGAAAGUGAACCAUUACCUGAGAUCGUUCCCAUUUUUAUCGACGGCAAUCAAGACAUCAUGCACGAAUCGCGAGAGUUUCCACGUUUCGUGCCUCGUGCGGGAAAGAAAGUCCGUAUUGCUUUUGGAGAAUCAAUAGAUGGAGAACGCAUAUUCGGAGAUCUACGCGCUCGUUGGCAAAAACUAGUACAAUUACAGAAGGAAGCACUAAGAAAAAAGGGCCUAGAUGAUCAUAUUGAGAUGGGGGAGCUUACAGAAGGGCUUAAGUACUACAAAGAGGCAGUUGCGUUACGGGAGGAAGUCACGACCAGGGUUAGGCAGGAAGUGCUCAAAGUAAGAAGGAGUCUAGGAUAUGAAGAUGAGGAUCCUAAGCAAGGAUUGGUACAAACUUGGAUUAAUGAAGGAAGAAGCGAUGGGAAGCAAAAGAAGGAUGGAAGUUGGGUAGGAGAAACUUGA
Messenger RNA from Sclerotinia sclerotiorum 1980 UF-70, 1095 nucleotides. RefSeq lists its product as hypothetical. The record is from RefSeq and is a predicted model, not a curated record. Gene Ontology annotation, molecular function: 1-acylglycerophosphocholine O-acyltransferase activity. The transcript is spliced from 2 exons. Gene Ontology annotation, cellular component: mitochondrial membrane. NCBI's taxonomy places the organism in Eukaryota, Fungi, Ascomycota, Leotiomycetes, Helotiales, Sclerotiniaceae. Gene Ontology annotation, biological process: inner mitochondrial membrane organization; cardiolipin acyl-chain remodeling. The coding region runs from base 1 to 1095 and encodes 364 amino acids.